GAACUCACAACAAACAUGACGCGCACACAAACACAUAUAUACGCGCCCACACACAAAUAAACCUUCACCACCUUCACUCUCAAAUACUCCUUACACAACAAUCAUUAUUCCCCAAACACUUUCUUCACCAUGGUUCGCUUCAGCAACAACAUUAUCGGACUCCUCAAUUUCCUCACCUUCCUCCUCUCCAUCCCGAUCCUGGGGGGCGGAGUGUGGCUCAGCAAGCACGCCAGCACCGAGUGCGAUCGGUGGCUGGAGAAGCCGGUGAUCGCAAUCGGUGUUUUCCUGUUGGUUGUUUCACUCGCUGGCCUCAUCGGCGCGUGCUGUCGCGUGACAUGGCUACUCUGGGUCUACCUGCUCGUGAUGUUCUUGCUCAUCGUUAUUCUCUUCGCCUUCACCAUCUUCGCCUUCGUUGUCACCAACAAGGGCGCUGGUGAGGCCGUGUCUAAGAGAGGCUAUAAGGAGUAUAGGCUCGGGGAUUACUCCAAUUGGUUGCAGAAAAGGGUGAACAACCCUAAGACGUGGAACAGGAUCAAGAGUUGCUUACAGUCUGGGAAAGUCUGUACUGAAUUCCAAAACAAGUUCCUAAACGACACCUUUCCUGACUUCUACACCGAGAACCUCUCCGCGCUUCAGUCCGGUUGUUGUAAGCCUGCUGAUGAGUGCAAUUUUACCUAUGUGAAUCCAACUACAUGGACAAAGACCGCAAAUGCUACUCUGAACAACCCUGAUUGUACUACUUGGGAUAACGAUCCCAACAUUCUGUGCUUCGAUUGCCAAUCAUGCAAGGCUGGCUUACUGCAAAACCUGAAGACUGAUUGGAAGAAGGUGGCUGUUAUUAACAUCGUAGUCCUGGUCUUCCUCGUUAUUGUCUACUCCAUAGGUUGUUGUGCUUUCAGGAAUAACAGGCAGGAGAAUUGGAAGAGAUAUUAGUUAGGUUCAUUUGAUUAUUCACUUAUUACUAUUCUAUUACCCUGUUCAUGAAUGUGCUAGGCAAUUUGGUUUAUAUGCUUGAUUUUUUACUUUUUAGUGAGUUUUAUAAAAUGCUGGAUUAUACUAUUUUAAGCACAGACUAUUGUGUAAAUUGCUCAGUUUUUUUUAUCGCAUUUCUUAGUAACAUCUGUACGUA
Molecule: messenger RNA, 1129 nt
Organism: Vigna angularis (adzuki bean)
Lineage: Eukaryota; Viridiplantae; Streptophyta; Magnoliopsida; Fabales; Fabaceae
Product: tetraspanin-8
Exons: 2
Coding region: 130-933 (267 amino acids)
Biological process (GO): auxin-activated signaling pathway
Cellular component (GO): plasmodesma; plasma membrane
Source: RefSeq, a predicted model, not a curated record